Molecule: messenger RNA, 2409 nt
Organism: Syngnathus typhle (broad-nosed pipefish)
Lineage: Eukaryota; Metazoa; Chordata; Actinopteri; Syngnathiformes; Syngnathidae
Gene: elovl1b
Product: ELOVL fatty acid elongase 1b
Exons: 8
Coding region: 985-1968 (327 amino acids)
Biological process (GO): fatty acid elongation, polyunsaturated fatty acid; very long-chain fatty acid biosynthetic process; sphingolipid biosynthetic process
Cellular component (GO): endoplasmic reticulum; endoplasmic reticulum membrane
Molecular function (GO): fatty acid elongase activity
Source: RefSeq, a predicted model, not a curated record
UUGUCAUGCGUUACGGCCGGCCGAAUAAGUUUCGACGAGUCAGCGGGAGAACUUUGUCUUAAAGUGAGUGGGUCCAUUGUGUACACGCAGGCCCAAAUGUUUUUUUUUUUAGUAUUAUUUUUCUGGUUAGAUGGUGGUUUUGCUGUCAGUUAAAUAUAUAAUGUGGAAUUCUCUUUUAGUUUGUCAGUUAACUAACAUUCACUUUUUAAAAUUAUUGAGGUGGAUGCUAUUAAGCGUUAGCGUCAAGAUAGUGGACUGAAAGGUUAAAGCUCUGUUUGUUUUAGAUACACAAGGUGUCAUUCUGUUUUAUGUUUCGUUGAAUUUAGUUCACUGCCAUUGAGGCAAUGCUGUACUUGGAAAAAUGUUUUUGUUCCCUCCCUCACUUGCAUGUCCAAAGCUUCAAACAAAUCGUUUUUUCCGAAAGCAUAGCCUGGAGGCUUUUAAUUCCAAACCCAUCUGAGGGAAAUAUUUAACCCGCCUUUGUUUGCCGUCCUUGGCGACAACAUAUCUGCUUGUAAUGAUAUUGGCUCAAGGAGGGCCGGCCCGCUCUUGUGUGGUCGGUCAUUGUUGAUUGUACAUCAAACAAUGGCGCUCUCUUACUCCACUUUCAAAGGUGAACACGACCCAUUUGUCCUCCAAAGCCAUCAGAGUUUAAUGUGUUCAUGCUCGCCAUAUUUCUAGUUCAACUUUAAGAUUGCAGAGGUACAACAAUCUCGAUCUACAAUCUAAUUUUUGCCGAUAUUUAUGUGUCGGGGCUGAGAAGUGAGGAAGUAGCGAGGAGUGGCGAAAGCCAUCCCACUCCUCCUCCUCCCCCCCCGGCCCCUCCCCAUCUGAUGUCAGGCCAUGUCGCAUGAGCUAAACCGGGCAUCCUGUAAUUUUCAUUGGACUUGUUUGGUUUGGGGAAGUACUUGGAUUACUAGGUAAAAGUGGAUUUUUUUUUGUGUGCAGCUGAAUCAGCAGGUAACUGGCUACAAAACAGCAAACAUGCUGCAAGAGCUCAAGGAGUUUGGCUCACACGCCAUGGAUAUAUACGACUACCUCGUCGCAGGAGUUGAUCCUCGAGUGAAGAAUCAUUUCCUGAUGCAGAGUCCUGUUCCCAUGACUGCAAUUUUGCUGUGCUACCUGUUCUUUGUACUGUACCUUGGCCCUCAUAUUAUGGCCUCCCGAAAGCCUUUCCAGUUAAAGGAAGCCAUGAUCGUCUAUAAUUUUUCACUGGUGGCACUGUCGAUAUACAUCGUUUACGAGUUUUUGAUGUCUGGUUGGGCCACGACGUAUACUUGGCGAUGUGACGCAAUCGAUAUGUCUGACAGCCCUCAAGCACUUCGAAUGGUUGAGGUAGCCUGGUUGUUUUGGUUCUCCAAAAUUAUCGAGCUCAUGGACACUAUCUUCUUUGUGUUGAGAAAAAAGAGUGGGCAGAUCACCUUUCUGCACAUCUUCCACCACUCUUUCAUGCCCUGGACUUGGUGGUGGGGAGUUGGCUACGCUCCCGGUGGAAUGGGCUCCUUCCACGCAAUGGUGAAUUCUUCUGUCCACGUGAUCAUGUAUUUCUACUAUUUCCUCGCUGCCGCCGGACCUCGCUUCCAGAAGUUCCUGUGGUGGAAGAAAUACAUGACAGCCAUUCAGCUCACCCAGUUUGUCCUGGUAUCCCUCCACGUGACUCAGUAUUACUUCAUGGACAGCUGCGACUACCAGUUCCCCAUCAUCAUCCACAUGGUGUGGGUUUACGGCACCUUCUUCUUCGUGCUCUUCUCCAACUUCUGGGUUCAGGCCUACGUCAAGGGCAAGCGGCUGCCCAAGCAGGACAUCAAGUCGCGUCACAACGGCACGGCCGCCGCCCCACCUGCAGUCUACGCUAACGGCAAGCACCACGAGAACGGCGUCAAACACACCGCGGCCAACGGCACCAGCAACGGUUCGGCCCACUACGAAAACGGCAGCGCUCCCAUGGGCAAGAUGAAGAAGGCCUAGGGAUGCAGGAAGAAAACUCCCAAAAAGUAUGACCUCACUAAGCCGAUGCACCGAUCACGGAUUCCAAAGAUGAUUUUGGCUGUGUUUCUUGUCCUAUUUUGAGUUGUCUCUGUGAACCGUGGGAGGGAAGUCACGCGGUCCAUGACUUCCACAAAGGGGGAUUCCACAUUCGGUUGGUUCGGUUGUCUCUCUGAGUUUUUGGGGAAAGCACAAUUUAUGAAGAGAAGAUUUUCACUGACUUACGAGUUUAGUAUCACACUGGUUGCCUUUCAUGUGUCCUCAAUAAACCCCUUUGUGGACAGACGACUGUACAGAAGACUUGAAAAGACUUUUUACCUGUAAAUAGUUUUACAACCAAAUGACUAAUUGUAUUGGUUAGGCUUUCUACUUUCUAAAUUGUGUAUUUAAAAAUAAAAUGCCAAUAAACCAUGAUAGAAAUGA